Messenger RNA from Olea europaea var. sylvestris, 1816 nucleotides. Its product is annotated as bifunctional aspartate aminotransferase and glutamate/aspartate-prephenate aminotransferase. Gene Ontology annotation, biological process: biosynthetic process. The transcript has 10 exons. The record is from RefSeq and is a predicted model, not a curated record. Bases 205 to 1638 code for a protein of 477 amino acids. NCBI's taxonomy places the organism in Eukaryota, Viridiplantae, Streptophyta, Magnoliopsida, Lamiales, Oleaceae. Gene Ontology annotation, molecular function: catalytic activity; pyridoxal phosphate binding.
CGCUGUCAGUGAGGUUUUACCAACCCCCACGCCCACCUGCUGAAGCCAUUUCCACCAACCCCAUUACUGUCCUCGGCUCUCACCAACCCCAUCUCCCAUUCUCUGGUUAAUAUAAACUUUGUAGCUUUUCAAGUUGAAAUUUCGAAUUCCAUUGCAAGAUUUAUUUAACACUCCAAUUUCAAACUCAGAAAAUUUCCAAGAAAAAUGGCUGCUUAUUCUCUGCGGGCCUCAUCAGGCAUUGCUUCAACGCACAUUCAGCUUAAACCCCAUUCAGAUUCACCAAGUUUUAAAUCCCUCGACUUAUCUUCUCGACUUCAACGUGUCUUCCCCAAAUCUUCAGUGAAAACAAGAAAACUAAAAGAAAGAAUAAGUGCAUCUGUUAAGACUCAAAGCAGCUCAGACACAAUGAAAGUUGAUAUUACACUGAGUCCUAGAGUAAAUUCCGUAAAGCCAUCAAAGACAGUGGCUAUAACUGACCAGGCAACAGCUCUUGUAGAAGCUGGCUUCUCUGUUAUUCGAUUAGCCGCUGGAGAACCUGACUUCGAUACUCCUGCCGCAAUAGCUGAGGCUGGAAUUGUUGCAAUUCGUGAAGGAUACACUAGGUAUACUCCUAAUGCGGGUACAUUGGAACUCCGUUCAGCUAUUUGUCACAAGUUGAAAGAGGAGAAUGGGAUAUCUUAUACGCCUGAACAGAUUUUGGUGAGUAAUGGGGCAAAACAGAGUAUUCUUCAGGCAGUUCUUGCUGUAUGUUCACCAGGAGAUGAGGUUAUAAUUCCAGCUCCAUUUUGGGUGAGCUACCCAGAAAUGGCGAGGCUGGCUGAUGCAACCCCUCUGAUUCUUCCAACCCACAUAUCUGAAAAUUUUCUUCUGGAUCCAAAGCUUCUUGAAUCUAAGCUCAGUGAGAAAUCAAGGCUGUUGAUUCUUUGCUCUCCAUCCAACCCAACAGGAUCUGUUUAUCCCCGUAAAUUGCUCGAAGAGAUUGCUCAUGUUGUAGCACGUCAUCCAAGACUUCUGGUGCUGUCAGAUGAAAUUUAUGAACAUAUUAUUUAUGCACCUGCAACUCAUACAAGCUUCGCAUCUUUGCCGGGCAUGUGGGAUAGGACACUGACUGUCAAUGGUUUUUCCAAGGCCUUUGCUAUGACUGGAUGGAGGCUUGGAUAUCUUGCUGGUCCAAAGCACUUUGUUGCUGCUUGUGGGAAGAUCCAAAGUCAGUUCACUUCAGGUGCCAGCAGUAUAUCUCAAAAAGCAGCAGUUGCUGCUCUAGGACUGGGAUAUGCUGGUGGAGAAGCUGUCUCAACUAUGGUAAAGGCAUUUCGUGAGCGGAGAGAUUUUUUGGUUAAAAGCUUUGGUGAAAUGGGGGGCGUCAAAAUUUCCGAGCCUCAGGGAGCUUUCUAUGUAUUCCUUGAUUUCAGUUCUUACUAUGAAAAGGAGAUUGAUGGCUUUGGAGUGAUUGAUGGUUCAGAGUCUCUUUGUCGAUAUUUGCUCGAUGAGGCUCAAGUUGCACUUGUUCCAGGGGAUGCAUUUGGGGACGAUACCUGUAUCCGUAUCUCCUACGCAGCAUCUCUUUCGACUCUGCAGGCAGCAGUAGAAAGAAUCAAGAAAGCACUGAUAUCACUAAGCCCUGCUGUUCCUGCUUAAGGCCAGAAUAUUUGGGAAUUUUGUUGUAUAAUUAUUGCAAGAUUCAGAAGUUGCAUUAUUAUGUUAACAGUACGACCGAUGAAUCCAACGGAAUUCAUUCUCGUUUCACAUUGAUGAUAUAUUUUGUACUGGAUGUUACAGUUGAUAAGAUUUUAGUUUCUUUUCUUCUUUAACAUCA